CAAUCUGGCUAGAUAGAAAAGGAUAUGUGAAGGAUGAAUAUUAUCAGAGAAGGUUGAAAGAAGACGUAGAGAAACUUGGCCUAACUAUCAAGAUAGUUUGGUUGGAAACUAAAAGUAAUUCUUCUUCUCAAGUUCAGGUACAACAGGCUUCAGUAUUUGUGAACUUCGUUCACAAUAUUAUAUAUCAU
Molecule: messenger RNA, 188 nt
Organism: Racocetra persica
Lineage: Eukaryota; Fungi; Glomeromycota; Glomeromycetes; Diversisporales; Gigasporaceae
Source: the annotation of a GenBank genome assembly